Messenger RNA from Mesorhabditis spiculigera, 861 nucleotides. NCBI's taxonomy places the organism in Eukaryota, Metazoa, Nematoda, Chromadorea, Rhabditida, Rhabditidae. The record is from the annotation of a GenBank genome assembly.
AUGACGAUCACCACGUUCAAUCCCUCCUCAUACGACGAUUGCCAGCGCCUUGCUGAGCACGUUCGAAAGCUUGUCGUACUCCCGGAAGACCCGCAAUAUGGUAUCAUCUGCGGAAGUGGAUUUGGUCACGUAGCUGAAGCUUUGACGGAGCGCCAAGUCGUCCCGUUCGAGUUGAUCCCAGGAUUUCCCAAGGCUACCGUCGAAGGCCAUAGUGGAAAUCUCGUCUUUGGCUACUUUGAUGGAAAAUAUAUCUGCUGCCAGCAGGGAAGAAUUCACCCCUAUGAGCAUCAUAUGAAUUUGGCAUUGUGCGCCACUCCGGUCCGUAUUAUGUAUUUCCUCGGAGUGAAGACCCUCAUCGCCACCAAUGCUGUGGGAGCUGUUAACAAGUCGUAUAUCACUGGAGAUUUUAUGGUUUAUAAGGACCACAUCUUCAUGCCCGGAAUGGUGGGCUUCUCGCCACUUAUCGGCUCCUAUGACAAGCGAUGGGGAGCUCGAUUCGUGCCCUCAGCCGGAGUGUACGACCCGAACUUGAGGGAGCAAAUGGUGAAGCUCGGAGUUGCACAUGGCUACCGAGUCCACGAGGGCAUCUACGCUAUGCUGGGUGGCCCACAAUAUGAGUCUACCGCCGAGAUUGACUACUUGAGAUUAAUUGGAGCAGAUAUUGUUGGCAUGUCGGUCUCACAUGAAGCCCUCGUUGGCCACCAGAUGGGAAUUCGAGUGUUGGCUAUGGCGUUGAUCACCAAUGACCUUCACGAUGCCGAAAAAUGCGGGGCUAACCUGAAAUCUGAGGAUGUUUUGGAAGCGGCUGACGAGGCGGCCACUCGGGCGAGGAGCCUAAUUCUUGGCCUCAUUUCUCAAAGC